UUGAUUUUCUAGAACGCAAAUAGUCUGGGAAAUUUAAGUUUGUUAAAAAAAUUAUUUUAUGUAAUCCAAAGGUACAUGUUUUGCCACUAUGAGGGAAAUCUACAGGGCAUCUGAGUAAAAAGUCAGCCGUUUAAUGUGACACUAUAUUUGUUUGAAAAUUUGAUUCCCUCUUUAUAAAGUAUGGAGAGAAUUGUAGCACUGGUUGACAUGGAUUGUUUCUAUGUACAAGUAGAACAAAGAUUGGACCCCAGCUUAAAGGGAAAACCAUGUGCAGUUGUUCAGUAUAAUCCAUGGAAAGGCGGAGGAAUUAUAGCUGUAAGUUACGAAGCACGAGAUUUUGGUGUCACAAGACAAAUGAGGGGAGAUGAUGCGAAAGCAAAGUGUCCAAGUAUCAACCUUGUUAGAGUGCCUCUAGUUCGGGGAAAGGCUGAUCUUACAAGGUAUCGUGAAGGCGGGGCCGAGGUUAUAGAAGUGUUAUCAAGGUUCAGUAAUUGUGUAGAAAGAGCGAGUGUAGACGAGGCCUACAUUGAUCUCACCGAGGAGGGAAAACGACUGUCAUCUCUCAGUCAAGAUAGAGUCUCCCUAGAUAAACUCCCUAAUACACAUGUUGUAGGUCACAAUAAAGAGAAAGAUUUGUCAGACUGGCUAAGUGCAACAUUUGACGAAGAUACGAUGGAUUGUUAUAAUAAGCGUCUGGCUGUGGGUGCGGUUAUAGCUGAGGAAAUGAGAGCGGCAGUGUACAGUGAUACUGGAUUCAGGUGUUCAGCUGGUAUUGCUCAUAACAAGAUGUUAUCUAAAUUAGCUUGUGGUUUUCACAAACCAAAUAAACAGACAAUAUUACCUCACAGUGAAGUUCCUAAUCUGUUUGUCACACUACCAGUUAGGAAAAUACGUAAUCUAGGUGGAAAGAUGGGGCAGUUAGUUAUGGAACAUCUUCAGGCUGAGAACAUGGGAGACUUGCUAAAAUUCUCUGAGAAAGCAUUACAACAGUUACUUGGAGACAAAAAUGGGUCAUGGUUAUAUGAGGUAUGCCGAGGGUUCGACCAUGACCCUGUGGCUGCCAGGCAGUUACCUAAAAGUAUUGGUUGCAGCAAAAACUUUACAGGAAAGAAUUGUUUAAACACAAGGGAGAAGGUUAAAUUUUGGCUGACUGAGUUAGCUAAAGAAGUCCAUGAAAGAUUGGAAAAAGACAAAGUAAAUAAUAAGAGGACAGCGAAAUCUCUGACAUUGUCAGUGCGAUACGAGAGUCAUCCACGUCCAGUGUCAGCAUCAAGGGUGUGUGCUCUAAUCAAGUAUGAUGCUGCAAAGUUUGCCAGUGAUGCUUUUACUCAUGCACAACAGUUCAACACGAGUCCCCCACAUCAAGCAUCAUGGUGUCCUCCUAUCAUUUGUUUGGGACUGUCUGCUGGAAAAUUUCAAGAUGAUUCAUCUUCAAGUGUGAGUAUAAGUGACAUGUUUAACAGAAAAGACCAGUCAAUGUCACUCACACAGUCUGAGAAAUAUGGGAACCAGUCAACUUGUACUUUCACAGAAGAUAACCAGUCUUCUGAUAGUGAAAAUAGUGUAGUAAUAAAAAGUAAAAACCAGCCUGCUGAUGAUGAGUCACCUGUUAAACAGGAAAAACCAGGUUCAAUUAUGUCAUUUUUCUCCCAGCAAGUAAAUGAUAAAAUUAAAAAAGAUCGUGAUGAGUCUCCAAAAUCAAACGAUACAAAAAAAAGUGGUGAAAACAAAGGACAAAAUAGUAAAUCUAGUGACAACAGUCUGAAGUCUUUCUUUAAAAGAAAACAAUUAGAAAACGUUGGAAAUACACAAGAUAAGUCUAAAACAAUUGACAAUAGUAUACCAACACCUAGUACAUCCAAAGAUAUGCCUAGUAAAUCAUUCUUUGGACAGAAAAUGGAAAAUUUAAAUGGCUCCAUAAAGACUGGUUGUGAUAUUUGCGUUAAUUCAAAAGAUUUAACACCAAAGCUUACUGUGAAAUCAACAGAUACUGAAAUAGAGGUACUCGGUGAUUCUGAUGAUGAAAUUGGGAAUCCCAGAAUGGAAGGAGGUAAAGAAUCAGAUAGUGAUCAUAAUGGUCCGAAAACAAAUCUAGCUAAAACAAAUGAUGUUGUUAAUGAGUCUGACUAUUCAAUUGAAGAUUACAUGCAAUGUGAAAAAUGUGAUAAGAUGAUAAUUGUCUGGGAAAUGCCUGAACAUAUGGACUUCCAUUUUGCAAUGGAUUUACAGAAAGAUAUGAACACUGAAAGUAGGAAUAGUGCAGCGAAUCAGGUCAAGAGAAAAAGUACGGGAACUCCGGGAAAUGAAAGGAACAGUAAAAAAGUGAAACUUGGUGGGUCACAGGGAAAGCUUGACAUAUUUUUUACAAAACAUACCUAAAGAGGAAUAACAAAGGAUUUUAAAAAUCAUUUUUUCUAAUUCUUAAGUUAUUUAUUUAUUGUUUGCGAUAAAUGGUUUUCCUUUAUAUUAGAAAGUGUUUACAUAUGAUCUGUAUGUGUUUCCUCCUAAUUAGGAAAAGCUUUCGAUUAGUAUAUUUAAAUGAUGGCUUUGUUUUAAAUAGUCUCUACCUCAAUAUUAUAUAA
Messenger RNA from Ruditapes philippinarum (Manila clam), 2582 nucleotides. Its product is annotated as DNA polymerase eta-like. Gene Ontology annotation, biological process: error-prone translesion synthesis; response to radiation. Gene Ontology annotation, cellular component: replication fork; site of double-strand break; nucleus. The record is from RefSeq and is a predicted model, not a curated record. Gene Ontology annotation, molecular function: DNA-directed DNA polymerase activity; damaged DNA binding. Lineage: Eukaryota; Metazoa; Mollusca; Bivalvia; Venerida; Veneridae.